CAUGGUUGAUCCACAACAAGAUGGAAAAAAAAAAUGGGAAUUAUGAGCAGUGGACCAAGGAAGAGAGUGAUACCUUAUUAGAACUAAUGGUUGAUGCCGCCGUUAGGGGAUGGCGUGACAAUAUUGGCAUCUUAAGUAAGCAAACAGUGGAAAAAAGAACACUUCAUAUUCUUAAUGCAAAACUUGGGUGUCACAAGACCUACAAAAACUACCAAAGCAAGGUUAGAUGGUUUAAAGGUCGAUGGAACUCUUACUCUACCCUUAUGCGUUUUAGCUCUGGUUUUGUAUUUGAUUCAACUACAAAGAGGUUUACUGCUUCUAAUGAAGUAUGGGAGGAAUACCUUAAGGCUCACCCUAAGAACACCGACUUGCGCUAUGGGACAUUUGAUGAUUAUGAGGACUUGGAAAUUGCUAUUGGGAAUGGUGUAGCAGUUGGGAAAAACUCAGUCGGGUUGGGUAGUGUUACUAAUGCAAGAACAUUAGGUGUUGGUGAAGUAAUGAUUAACUUACAAGAGAAAAGAGAGCGACAAAGUAAAAUUUGGGAUGCUAUCAUGGAGAUCCCAAACUUGGAUGAAGCUACCGGUUUCAAGACUCUUGAGUUGCUUGAUACCAAAACAAAAAAAGAUCGAUUCUUGAAUAUGUCUCCUCAACAGCGAUCAAAGUGGAUAUUCCACAAGUUGGGAGGACUAUAA
This is a messenger RNA of Rosa rugosa (rugosa rose), 692 nucleotides long. RefSeq lists its product as uncharacterized. The record is from RefSeq and is a predicted model, not a curated record. Lineage: Eukaryota; Viridiplantae; Streptophyta; Magnoliopsida; Rosales; Rosaceae. The coding region runs from base 21 to 692 and encodes 223 amino acids. The transcript is spliced from 3 exons.